GCUGCGGGCCAGGAAUAGGAGGAGGAGGAGGAGAGCGGCUGCUUCUGUUUCUGAGCCGAGAGAGAGAGAGAGGUACCGCCGAGAAAGCCCUUCGUGCCCCUUCCUCCCUUUCCAAAGAGGCCGGGGGUGGUGGGUGGAGGGAGAGGAAGGCGCUCUGCACGGGCUCAGAAGCACUUUCCUCCUAGCUUCUCGCUCAGCAUUCCAGGGACUCAACUGUUGAAAAACGAGUCUCCGGGGAUGAAAUUCAGACCUACCCCAAGGUGGGCUGACACGGUGGGUCCUCUGAAGGCGCCCCCGCCCAGGACACACGGGGGUUUCUUGCUUGCUUGCUUACCUUUCUAUGCCGCUUUUCGUUCCCGGUGAAUCGCAAAGCGGCUUACAAAUCAAGAAAAAACCAUUGCAGGACAUCACAGACACAACAUAGAUAGAAUAAUGAACAAAAUAAUCAACAAAACCAUUCAGAUGCCAAGGAGAUAAAAGAAUUACACAACUUUUAGGAGACAUCUGAAGGCAGCGCUGCAUCGGGAGGUUUUUAAACGCUUGAUGGUUUCAUUAUGUUUUUAGAUAUGUUGUAAGCCGCCCAGAGUGGCUGGGGAAACCCAGCCAGAUCAGCGAUCCAUAAAUAAUAAUAGUAAUAAUUUGUGAUCUAUAAAGCACCAGUAACAAAACAACUAAAAAAAAUAAGCUAAGCAGCACAAUUGCAAUAAAAGUCAUAGAUUCAUAAAGUACUGCAGCUUUCGUUACCUGUUUUAGUUUGUUGGUGUUUUUAGUAAUUUAUGGUGUGGUUUUCUUGUAUUGUUUAAAACAUGCUAUUGUACACCUCUUUGAGCAGGCUGGCCCUGAAAGUGGGCUUAUAAAUCAUGAAAUAAAUAAAUAACAUAAAGGGGUUUGUUUUGUUAUUUAAAUUCAGUAGUACAUCAUGAAGGGAGGCAGGGGGAGUGUAAUGUCCAGGCCUGUGGCUUUCGAUAUUACUAUUGUUGAUACUAGUUGCUCUUUAACAUUCUGCGGCAACCAUAUGCAGCGGCAGUCAGUACUUACCCCUUCCAUGUGCUACCUGGCUGCCGGGGCCAGGUAGCCCCAGAUGUUUGGGUCUGUGGAUGUUUUCCUCUCUCCUCUCCCAAGCACCUGCACAGUCUACAGCUCUUGAUUCUUCCUGCUGGAAGGGGAACCUCAUCAAGCUCCCGGGGCAGCCAUUGCCAACCUAGGACCCUCCAGAUCUUUUGGACUACAAUGCCCAUCAGCCUCAGCCAGAUGAUGGGAAUUGUAGUCCAUAGAUGUUUGGAUUACCCCAAGUUGGCGAAGGCUGCUGUGGGGGAAUGAUGAUGCCCAAUGUCUGUUUCACGUGCCUAAGAGGUUGCGGCUGUUGUUGUUUCAACUAAAACUUGGCGCUUCUUUCCCUCAGGCGGUCUCCAUUUCCCUGGUACUCCGCUCAUCACGUGAGGCUGAACACCAUGUCCCUAGAGUUGGGGGACACUGAUGAUGAGGAGCUGCCAACCUUUGAUUUCCUGAAGCAGCAGCCUCCAAGCAUAAAAAGCGUUGUCCAAACUCCUCCUCUAGAAGAGAAUGUGGUUGUGCUCUGCAGCUCAGACUCGGAAGAUUCGUCCGUGGCCUCUCCUGCCUGGAAAAAACCACGUGGCAGCCAGGAUUCGGCCAGGGCUCCCACUUGUCUGAAAGCGAUAGUGCAGCUCAGCAGCGAGAGUGAGGAGGAGGAAGUUAUUCCCUUGGCUGAAAGGCUCAAGAGGAAGCUUUUGACGUCUGAGCCUUCCUCCGCUUGUCCUUCGUAUACUAGGAUCCGGGAACUGAGCAAGCGAGACUCCGCUGGAGGAAAUGGACUCUGCUCCAUUGAUGAGAAAGCGGUCACAGAUUGCGGGCGGCUGUCACAGCUACCCAGAGGCCAAGGAACCCAGGGAAGGGCUGUACCCAGUAUAUGGGAACUGUCAGAUAGCGACCAGGAACUGGAUUCAUUGGAUCCCAAGAAACAGACUGUGCUUCGCCCGACUGUUUGUGUGUCUGACCGCUUGGUUCAAAAUGGCAGCUGUCAGGUGGCAGAGGAAAGCCUGAAACCUUUGCCUCUUCAGAGGAAAACAAAGCGCAGCCAGGAGGAACUGGGCAAAGCCCGGCAGAGGACAAAUGAGCGGGAAACCCAGAAGAUACUGCAGCAGCAGGAGAGAGAGAGGAGGAAGGCCCUUGCUAACCGGUGGAAGGCCCAGAGGCCAGAAGAGUGUCUGAAACACAUUCAAGCAGUCCUAGAUCCAGGUACUGCCCCUUCACUUUUAGCUCUGCUGGGUGUUAACUGCCUGCCCUCACAAUGGACCCCUGUCCUGGAGUCAGCCCUACCAUUUGGCGGAGCGUGGCAGCUCAUGCAAGGGGUGUGUUGGGAAACAGAGCUGUUACAAGCCCCACAGGACCUGAGGAGUUUCAGCUGAUCUCUGUCCUCUGCAGCUGAUCUCUGUCCUCUCCGUAGGUCUGUUACAGAUUGAAGGUGGCGGGCUGGUGCUUACUGCUCUGCAGGCAAUGGAGUGCAGCUGUGUGAUUGAGAAUCAAGCUGUUCCUUGCAGUAUCACCUGGAGAAGGAAAACUGGACUAGGUCAGGUAGGAUUGCAUUUCCUCAAAGGCUUCCCCCCUUUUUUCCCUUGUCUCUAGCGCUGAAGUCAUAGUGGGAGGUGGUUGAACUGUUGCUGAGCUAUCGCUGUAGUGAUCUCCCUGAUAGCACAUCCUUUCCCACCCACCUUUCUAGUGCUUGUCAUGUACAUUUAACAACACAUCCAGCAAUAUCCUCCACAUUACCUGAGCAAAUAUGCCAAGAGUUAUCUGUUUGUUUGCUAGAGCCUUGUGGAACGUACAAUUUUGCAUUCAGAGGAGGUCUGUUGCGUUGUAUGAGCAGUGCAGCAACGAAUUCCUCUAGAAACCUUUCAGCGACCGUCAAGCUUUCUGAUUUGGCAGGUAGAAAAAGAUCUCCAGGAUCUCCCCAUUUUUGGUCUCCCACCAUACCUCUCUUCGUUGCCCACAAACUUGCCCACACUCUGUAGCCAGAAUUAGGUCAGUUCAACAAAUAUUAUUCACUCCCAUUCGUUGGUUAUUUCUCUCCUUCAAGAAUUUGGCUUCCUCGUACUGGAGCAUAUAUAGCAGUUUAUACAUCCCUUGUUUCUUUUUAAUAGCAAUAGCCCUUUCCUUUGUACUGUUCCACCUUAAAUGUUCUUUUGUUCCUCCAGGCUGAAGAAGACAACUGGACAGAAGAACCCAACCUUCUAGUCCUAGUUCUGCUAGAAGAAUUUGUUGCUAUGAUCCAUAACUAUAAACAGGUGAGGUCACGCACGAUGUAGUGUCUUAACUGCUACCCAAGUAACAGCUUGCACCAUCUUUUUAAAAACAAUCUAUCAAUGUUCAGGCUUGAGGCCUAGUGAGUCCUCCAGGCCUCUCUACCAAGCCCUAUCUAUAGACUACAUCCGCUUACCAGUCCUUCUCCAUGUGAUCAAAUGCCUUUGCUUGGUUGUGAUGUGUACUUGAACUCUGAUAAUACCACUUGCUUUCUGGAUGGAGGGAUGUGCGUGUUUGUGUGUAGGAACCUCUGGUUUUGGCAGGGCUGGAAUGUAGCCUCCUGGGUUGCUGGGGCAACCCAGCCAGAUGGGCAGGGCAUCACUAAUAAAAUUAUUAUUAUUAUUAUUAUUAUUACUACUAUACAGAGGUAAGAGACACACUCACCCACUUCUGCCUCUUUCCCUGCCCAUCACUGGUAUAGUUCCCAACAAGAUAUUACAGUCCUUGAGCUGGAAAAGGUUCAACACCCUUGGCAUAUAGGAGGAGGCCCAGGUAUUGUUUCAUUCUGAAAAACUGGGGAGUGCAUGAACCUGAAACUUCAGCUCUGCAUAUGGGUUUGUCUGGAGAGAGAAUGUGAGCCUUACAAUGCCAAUUGGAGGUGGUGGUUUAUUUGUUGUUUUAACUUUGGUCCGGGAAUAUAUAGUCUCUGUUUUCUUGUAUGUGUCUUGCCCCCAGGUUAGCAUGGAAGGGCCCAAUGAGACUCUGCAGAGCUUUGCGGCAAACGUCAUGAAGAAAACCCCUGGGAAGACUCUGGCCCUGGCUGUAGUAGAACUAGAAAAAUAUUUCAGGUUAGAAUGUUGUUGAAAUUUCCGAAUGCUGCCUCCCCACUGUGAACAGUCAUGGCAAUAGGCUCCUCAGUAUCCCCCAGUCUCUAAGUCACAGGAAAAGCCAUGCAAACUGGUACAGCAAACACUGGUUUGCAUCAUCUGAGCAGAGCAGCAUACGCAGACAUGCAGUGCCUACUGGACCUUUCUCAGUGGUGCUGUCUGUGGUUGCAGGGCAUAUAUAUUUUACCCCUGGGAAUGCCAAUUUUUAGCAAUGCAAAUAGUUGUUACCGCCAACGCGGGCUGUUCAUUCGUUCUUUGUCCUCUUAGUUCUCACAAGCUUAAGUCGUGGAAGAAACUGCAGAAAGCAUUGCAGAGUGGCAGUGAGGCCCAGGAGCAGAGCAAACAGAGGAAUCGGAGAGGAAAGGCAAAUUCCGUCCCAAACCUGUCCAGACUGGACGUGGAAGAAGUGAGUGAGCAUGGAGUCAGUGUCCCAUGUGUUGCUUGUUUUGUUUUGCUUCUUCCUCCAGGGUAAAUUCUUCGGGACUACCCUGCCCAGGCACUUGGCUGAUGAGUAAAUACUAUAAUACUGUGAUGUCUCUGAUGAUGGAGACUAAUCACCAGGAGGGUGCAGAAGAUGCCAGAGACUAAGCUGCCUUGCUCACCAUCAUUCUUUGCCUUUGCAGGGCUUGGUGGCUCUGCAGCUUCAGACGGGUAUCCAAGUUCGACUCCUCGAGAGCUGGAAGGAGUUUGCCGACUUUGCCAGUACGUUCACCAAGGCUGUGGCAGAAGCUCCAUUCAAGUGAGUGAGCAAACACUUCUCUGAGCACAUCUCAGCAGCUUCGUUUUCUGGCGUGCCGCUGGGUUAUGUGGGCACUGGGCUCUCUCCCGGGUGCCGUGCCUUCUGGUGGAAUCUAAAAUACUGAUUUUUGCCGUGAGGCCCACUUCCUGGCCUGAUUGGGUCUAAUUGGCAUCUCAAGGGUCAGUAUGGUACGCAGGAAUUCACAUCUGGCUCAAUCUCCCAUUUAGCACCUGUUGCCUUAGUUUCAGAUAGACUUGAGAAGCGUUUGUGGAUUCCUGCCAGGAUUGGGGUUUCUCCUGCAAGGAUGUGUUCCAUUCCGCUGCCAGUAGUGGUCUCCGUCUGGCAGUCCCAUUCUCCAAAUUCCUGCCUCAAACACCACCAUCUUUGGCCUUCACAUUAGAGGAAAGUGAGGGCCAGGAAUUUCCACUGCAGCCUGACAGUGUCUUUCCUGCAGUAUUUUAAGUGCACUUUGUAUCUGAAACACAUGGUGAGCAUACCUGGCAGCUAGAAAGAGUCUCUGGAUAUGUUACAGGAAAGAGAGUUGUCAGACCCAUGGUAGAAACUUGUCAAUUUUUCUCCUGCUGUAACAUGCGAAGCAGGCUCAAUUCCUUGAAGUGACUGACACACUCGGUUUGUGUACUUUAAAGCUCUUGAUUUCAAUGCUUUUUAAUAUCCUUGGUAUUUGGAAAGACCUGACAGUGUUUGCGCAAGGUGCUGAGAUUCUGAAAGAAGAGCUCAUUUCAAUGUUCAGAUGGAAAUGUGAAAACAAACACCUUCUAAUGUGUGCUUGACACAUGGAAAGACCUACUCUUGGUAUGAGAAUUUCCUUUCCUUGCUUUCUGCUGUGGACAGAUAAUUUCCUUACAGAGGAGCACAAGUGCCCAUAACUUUGUUCUGUUGUGUUUUUUGUUCACGUCAUUUGCAGAAGGGAACGAGAUAAAACCAGCUUCUCCUUCUGCCUAGAGGGAGACUGGAUCGGGGGGAUGAAGGUGGACCGCUUUGGAAAGGGACUGCUGCAAGUUUGGAAGAGGCAGAUCCAGCAGUUUAACCGGGUCAGCCUAGAGACAGCCAAUGCCAUCGUGGCCAAAUACCCAUCUCCUCUACUUCUGAAACAGGUACGCUAUUCUGCUGCCAAAGGAAUACUGUAUUCUAGGUUGUGAGAGUUCUGUGCAUGCGCACACACUCAAGAUUCUGUGAAAAUACACAGCUAGUCUGUAUUCAGCACAGAAACUCAGAUCUUGGGAGCAAUUAUACAUUGGUAACUUUUAACUUAAAAUAGCUUAUUCUGUAUCCAGAAUUUAGGCAUUGUAUAGUACAGGCUACCCAGUCUUGUGCUGUGAGUGAUAAAUGUAAUUGAUGUUGGAAGUUGCUUGCAAAAGUUCAAGCCUGAAUUAUGUCCCACUAUGUUUAAUAAUAGGGUUUACUUCCAGGUCAGCCUGCACAGGAUUGUGGCCUCAGUAACUAACCAGAGAUGUGGCUCAAUACAUCUGCCUUAUGUAACUUGACUCUUAUUAAUGCAUGCAUGGUUCUGGCCCGUUCUUAAGUGCAGCGGGUUUUACCUCCACUGCUGGGGAGACAGUGUGCUUUCAGAUACCAGCUGCACUUGGGUCCUGCCAGAGUGAGAAUAGGGUGCUGAACUUAGAUGGACCCCUGGUCUAAUCCAGUACUGAACCUGAGAAAAGCAGCUGCUUCUGAGCUAGGUGUGAAGACUAGCUCUCUUCUGGUUUUCCUCCCUCACUUAUUGCCCACAUAUUGCCCAAUCUGUGAUAGAUUGUUCUUCGAGAUUGAGAGCCAGUGUGGUGUAGUGGUUAAGAGUGGUAGACUCGUAAUCUGGGGAACCGGGUUCACAUCUCCGCUCCUCCACAUGCAGCUGCUGGGUGACCUUGGGCCAGUCACACUUCUUUGAAGUCUCUCAGCCCCACUCACCUCACAGAGUGUUUGUUGUGGGGAGGAAGGGAAAGGAGAAUGUUAGCCUCUUUGAGACUCCUUUGGGUAGUGAUAAAGUGGGAUAUCAAAUCCAAACUCUUCUUCAAAAAUGGCACAGGCAAAGAUUCCACUGAAGGGUACGUAGAUGUGUUUUGAUGGAACACGUCAAUACUUCUAGAGGUUUAUGCAAGGUACCCAGCUCUUUGCAGAAGCAAUUCAAGAGCACAUUUCUAUACAUGUUUAUUUAGUGGACUUACUCCCUUGUCUAUAUGCAGCCCCUGUGCUUCAGUGAAUCUGCCCUCCUGCCUUAGAACUGGAUAUCCAGUAUAACGUAGAGAGUCCCUGUUAGACGUCUGUUCAAUCCUCCCUCCCCUUUUGAUUCCAAAAUGAUGAUUCCACAACUGCUGGGCACUUCUGUCCACCACUGAACUGCUCUCGUGAUCAGGAAAGCAUUCUGAACAUUAACCAAACUUUGCAUUCUUCUUACUAUAAAGCUACCACUACUGUUCUCAGUGGAGACGGUGACUCCUUACAUCUUUUUUUUAAAAAAAAACCAUUUCUCUCCAGAUAUCCAAUUUUGCAUUUUUGAAGCUGAUCUGUUUUCCUUGACAGCAGCCCUUGCCGAGUUGUCUCUUUGUUGCCAUCUGCCUACUUCUCCAGUUUUGUUUUCAAGGUUCUUUUUAUUUAGAUUUUCCCAUAAUACAGUAAAAUUACUACAGAAGAUACAAAUUGAGUAAGCGAAAUUACAAAGUCCUCUCUUCAUUAAAAGUAAUUCUUGGCCCUUACCACCCACAGAGGACAGUAGCUCCUCCCAACCUCUCACCCUGAGAGACUGACAUUCCCCUGUCUCUAACUCAGGAGUCCUCCAUCAGAUCUCCACCAUCCCCCAAGAGUAUACAACUUCUCCCAGUUUUUUCAGUCUCUCAGUAACAGAACUGCUCACGCUGUAUUCAGUGGGCUUGGGGAGUGGCUGAUUGCCACUUGAGUUAUUUGCACGGCUGCACAAAGCCUGGCUCAUAGGAAACCUGUAACCGUGGUGGUGGGGAGGAGAGCAGGCAAUGGGAAGCUUUGGCUAGGAGUAACUAGCUAAAGGAUCAAUCGGCCAACUGCUCUCUUAUCGAGACUACAAACUUACUAUGGGAAGUGCAAUUAUCCAAUGUUGCAAAACUGCCCCAGCGAUGGGGUUGUAGGUGGAUAAAUCAUCUCCGGGGGAAAAGUGAAUGUAACUUCAGGCUGGCUAUAUUGGCCAGCUGCUCUAUGGCACAUACUUGGCUUCUUUAGUAAACCAAUCUUAGACUGAUUCGGCAAGUUUAUUCAUAUAUCGCAUUUUGUGACGUGUAACGUUAUUUCUGUGUUACAUUUAGGCCUAUGACACCCGCCCUUCUCUACAGGAGCGGCACAACCUCCUUGCAGAGAUACCUGUCCGCCGUGGCGAUGGGGUGACAGCUACUACAAGGCGGGUUGGCCCAGAGCUAUCCAAACGGAUUUAUCUGCAGAUGACUUCCCAUAACCCUGACCUUUCCCUGGAUGCUACUGGGUGAUGCGGAACUAUGUAUUUUAAGUAAAAACUUUGUUAAAUUUUUUUUUUAAUAGCGGGAAGAAAUGUUAACACUAAAUGUUUUCUGAAAAUAUCAAAUGCGUCGCUGCUUGGGACCCAAAAAGGACUCCUAUCCCCCCCCCCUUUAUUCCUGCAACAGUCCUUAUUAGGCAAUCAAGUAUUUCUUGGCUAACCAGGAAUGACUGAGUUGCAAUUCUUUUAUCAAUCUUGGAAAGAAAACCCAGGGCACAACCCCUGGCACUCUGCAUCUACCCCCUUACUACUCAGGACAGACAAGGAUGCUCAAGAGGAGAUGGGCAGUGCUUGUUCUACACCAACGUUAUUCAGAAAUUUGUCAAAUUAAUUUUAAACGUUGCUAAAGAGGCUGGGCUUCAACAACUCAGACUUGAACGUAAGAGGUGCCCAUGUGCCAAAAUAGAAACAGAAUAUUGAUUUACUCAUAGCUAUGUCCUAUUCGUUCAUUUUUUUUUAAUUUUCUGUUGUUAUAAGAACCUAAAUCUCCUUAAAAGCACAAACUAUGUAACGGAUGUCUAUUUGACUAGAACUGUGCAUGUGGGUUAUGUAACUUUACAUAUUAAAUGCUUUACGGGAAUUUGCUACAGGAAAGAAAUCUCAAGUUGCAUCUCCACCACUCUCAGCUACCAAAAAGUCCUCUAAUCCCUCUGUCCUUGCUGCCCUGGGAUGACGUCAGUGACUUCAAAUCCCGCUUCAAGGCCCACUUUUUCCAUGAAGCCUUUUUUGUGCAAUCCCCUUGUCCAUAUGCCCCACCUGAACAAAGUCUCUCAUUUUAAGUUAGCAGAAUUUCACCCUUCUUCCUCCCUGCUUACCCCACCUCCACUUUCAUCUGCUGUUUCUCCUGUGACUAAUUUUAACUUGCAAGCUCUCAGCCCAGGAGAGACUUGCGCUCUGUAAAGCACAUGCCCAUGGAUAGUGCUAUAUAGCUAUUGAUUCAAUUACACUACUAGCAGAUGCUAGAGCUCUGCUUCUCCUCUGGUUUUUUAGACUCUGCACAAAUUACUUCCAUUCUGAUCUUACGUGUAUUUACUCAGGAGGUUUCACUGGAUUUGGUGAGGUUUUACCCUAGGGAGGCUGCUGGGUUUGCCAGAUAUAAUCUAGGAAGUAAUUUCAACAGCUGGUAAAGCUGUUAGUUACAGUAGUGGAAGCUGCCUGAGCAAGAGAGGUACUCGUGCUCUAAGCUGACCCAGCAGGACACAGAAGGGUAGCAGGCAGGAUCUGUGCGCCACACUAGAUCCUUUGCACAAUGGCAGAGGAUAAGGCAAAUGUGUUGCUUAUUCGCUACCUGCUCAAACAAGCAAACGGGGAAAGUACAGUUGAGUAGAGAACUUUCUCAGGUAACUCACACUAAGGAAUAACGUCGUAUGUUCAGGAGCACAGACCGUCAAGCUAAGAUACAACAGGAAAAAGCACUUAGGCACAAGGACACAGAAAC
Molecule: messenger RNA, 9818 nt
Organism: Podarcis lilfordi (Lilford's wall lizard)
Lineage: Eukaryota; Metazoa; Chordata; Lepidosauria; Squamata; Lacertidae
Source: the annotation of a GenBank genome assembly